GUUCCGCGUUUUACCGUGGUGUGUGUCGACUGUCUACCGUCUUUCUUUUGCCUUUUAUACCGCACCCAAUAAAAGCUACUGUUACCUUAGUUAAUAAAUUGUAUAAAUUAUUUAGUUCAUUUAAUUUAUAUAACCCAAUAAAUCUUAAAAUGUUUUCCAAAGUACUUAACACCAUUGUUCAACAAAGUACCAGACAAUAUUCAUGCAAGAAAGGCUUAAAAGUAACAGUAUGUGGAGGAUCCGGCGGAAUUGGUCAACCUCUUUCUUUGUUGUUGAAACAAAGUCCUAUUAUAAAAGAUUUGGCAAUAUAUGAUAUUGCGCCUGUAACUCCUGGUGUAGUUGCCGAUUUGAGUCAUAUGGAUACUAACUCUAAUGUUACCAGUCACGUUGGUUUAGACAAUCUUAAGGACGCUGUUGCGAAUACAGAUGUUGUAAUUGUUCCUGCUGGUAUUCCUCGUAAACCAGGCAUGACUCGAGACGAUUUAUUUAAUACCAAUAUUUCAAUUGUUUGUGACAUUAUUAAGGUUGUUGGUCAAGUUGCGCCUAAUGCUCUUGUUGGUAUUAUUUCAAACCCAGUAAACAGCGCUGUUCCAGCUGCAGCUGAAAUCUUGAAGAAACUAAAUGUUUAUGAUCCAAAAAAAUUAUUUGGAGUUACUACUCUCGAUAUUGUCCGCUCAAAUCGAUUUGUGGCUGAACUAAAGGGUCUUCAAGCAAGUGAAGUCAAUGUACCUGUAAUUGGAGGACAUUCGGGUGUGACUAUAAUUCCGCUAAUAUCUCAGGCAACACCAAAUGUCUCAUUUGAACAAGAUGUAUUAGUCAAAUUGACAAAGCGUAUUCAGGAAGCGGGAACUGAAGUUGUGCAAGCUAAAGCUGGAGCUGGUUCAGCAACACUGUCAAUGGCAUAUGCUGGUGCUCGAUUUACUAUAUCCAUGUGCAAAGCUAUUCUUGGUGAACCAAAUGUCAUUGAGUGUUCCUAUGUUGAAUCGACUGUGACUGAUUCACCAUUCUUCAGCACUCCAGUUCUCAUUGGAAAAAACGGAAUUGAAAAGAACUUUGGUCUUGGAAAACUAUCUGAUUAUGAAAAUGAACUAGUUAAAGCAGCGUUGCCUGAGUUAGCUUCUAACAUCAAAAAAGGAGCUGACUUUGGAAAGAACUACAAAUAAUUAUUUUCAAAUUGUGUUAGUUGUACACUUUGUUAUAACCAUGUUUCUUUGUAUUAUUUAUUGUUAUACUGCUACUUAAAAAAACAUGCAAUUAUUAGAAAUUCAUGUAAUUAAAACAAUACAUAAAUGCUUUUAAAAAUAGAGUAUACAUCUAAAUUGUACAGAAUACAGUAAAUUCAUAUUUAACACAACUCGUAUGUAUUUACAAUUCUUACUUACUUAAGAAUUGUGAUUACAAAGCUAUACUUAUUUAUUUAUUUAUUCACAUAUUCCAGUUCAUAAAUGUAUUAAACCAAAUUUCCCUUAUACAAUAGUCAUACGAGUUGUUAUGUUAAUAAUAGUCAUAUAUUAAAUUAAAUAUAACAUAUAAAUUAUGUGUAUAGCUUAAAUUUUUAAGUAGCAUGUACUAUUAGUAAGUAAUAAACUGUUUUGGUAAACAUUUUUUUUUUUUCUUCUUUGAAUUAGAAUUUUAAUACAUGAACUUAAGUAAAUCAUGUAUACAGAGUUGCAGCAAAAAUGUGUAUUUCUAAUGUAAAUAAAAUAACACUACUAGUAACUCUUGUACAA
Molecule: messenger RNA, 1730 nt
Organism: Adelges cooleyi (spruce gall adelgid)
Lineage: Eukaryota; Metazoa; Arthropoda; Insecta; Hemiptera; Adelgidae
Product: malate dehydrogenase, mitochondrial-like
Exons: 7
Coding region: 150-1163 (337 amino acids)
Biological process (GO): malate metabolic process; tricarboxylic acid cycle
Cellular component (GO): cytoplasm; mitochondrion
Molecular function (GO): L-malate dehydrogenase (NAD+) activity
Source: RefSeq, a predicted model, not a curated record